Messenger RNA from Physeter macrocephalus (sperm whale), 1646 nucleotides. It is a transcript of the gene IRX1, whose product is annotated as iroquois homeobox 1. The transcript has 4 exons. Gene Ontology annotation, cellular component: nucleus. Gene Ontology annotation, molecular function: RNA polymerase II cis-regulatory region sequence-specific DNA binding; DNA-binding transcription factor activity, RNA polymerase II-specific. The coding region runs from base 188 to 1621 and encodes 477 amino acids. Lineage: Eukaryota; Metazoa; Chordata; Mammalia; Artiodactyla; Physeteridae. The record is from RefSeq and is a predicted model, not a curated record. Gene Ontology annotation, biological process: regulation of transcription by RNA polymerase II; cell development; neuron differentiation.
CCGGGCGCAGGCGGGAGCCGGGCGCCAGCGAGCACCCGGCCGAGGAGCAGCCACCGGCCCCCGCCUCCGGGCCGGCCCGAGCGCGCCCGGCCGGCGGCCCGCUCCCCAGACCGCGCCUCCCCCGCCCCCUGCGCUUCCCCCCGCCCUUUAAUACUUGCCCGCCGCCGCCGCCGCCGAGUCCGCGGACAUGUCCUUCCCGCAGCUGGGCUACCCGCAGUACCUGAGCGCCGCGGGGCCCGGCGCCUACGGCGGCGAGCGCCCGGGGGUGCUGGCCGCGGCUGCCGCGGCCGCCGCCGCCGCCUCGUCGGGCCGGCCCGGGGCGGCGGAGCUGGGCGCGGGCGCGGGCGCGGCCGCCGUCACCUCGGUGCUGGGCAUGUACGCGGCGGCCGGCCCGUACGCGGGCGCGCCCAACUACAGCGCCUUCCUGCCCUACGCCGCCGACCUCAGCCUCUUCUCGCAGAUGGGUUCACAGUAUGAGCUCAAGGACAACCCCGGGGUGCACCCCGCCACCUUCGCCGCCCACACGGCGCCGGCCUAUUACCCCUACGGGCAGUUCCAGUACGGGGACCCCGGGCGGCCCAAGAACGCCACGCGCGAGAGCACCAGCACGCUGAAGGCCUGGCUCAACGAGCACCGCAAGAACCCCUACCCCACCAAGGGCGAGAAGAUCAUGCUGGCCAUCAUCACCAAGAUGACCCUCACGCAGGUCUCCACCUGGUUCGCCAACGCGCGCCGGCGCCUCAAGAAGGAGAACAAGGUGACGUGGGGCGCGCGCAGCAAGGACCAGGAGGACGGCGCUCUCUUCGGAAGCGAUACCGAGGGGGACCCUGAGAAGGCCGAGGACGACGAGGAGAUCGACCUGGAGAGCAUCGACAUCGACAAGAUCGACGAGCACGACGGCGACCAGAGCAACGAGGAUGACGAGGACAAAGCCGAGGCGCCGCGCGCGCCCGCCGCGCCCGCCGCCCUCGCCCGGGACCAGGGCUCGCCGCUGGCGGCCGCCGACUCGUUCAAGCCCCAAGACUCCCCCCUGGGCCUGGCCAAGGAGGUCCCGGAGCCCGGCAGCACGCGCCUGCUGAGUCCGGGCGCCGCGGCGGGUGGCCUGCAGGGCGCGCCGCACAGCAAGCCCAAGAUCUGGUCGCUGGCCGAGACGGCCACCAGCCCCGACGGCGCGCCCAAGGCCUCGCCGCCUCCCGCCGGCCACGCAGGCGCGCACGGGCCCCCCGCGGGCGCGCCGCUGCAACACCCGGCCUUCCUGCCCAGCCACGGACUGUACACCUGCCACAUCGGCAAGUUCUCCAACUGGACCAACGGCGCGUUCCUCACGCAGGGCUCGCUGCUCAACGUGCGCUCCUUCCUGGGCGUUGGCGCGCCCCACGGCCCGCACCUGUCCGCGCCGCCGCCGCCGCCGCCGCCGCCCGUCCCCGUGGCCGCGGGGGUGCUCCACGGCGACAAGGCCUCGUCCCGCAGCAGCCCCCCCUCGCUCCCAGAGAGAGACCUCAUCCCCAGGCCGGACUCGCCGGCACAGCAGUUAAAGUCGCCCUUCCAGCCCGUGCGCGACAACUCGCUGGCCCCGCAGGAGGGGACGCCGAGGAUCCUAGCAGCCCUCCCAUCAGCCUGAUCCAGGGUCUUCUUUUGCUUUUGCG